Spathaspora passalidarum NRRL Y-27907 is the source of this 1681-nucleotide messenger RNA. Its product is annotated as 3'-5'-exodeoxyribonuclease. The record is from RefSeq and is a predicted model, not a curated record. The coding region runs from base 32 to 1207 and encodes 391 amino acids. NCBI's taxonomy places the organism in Eukaryota, Fungi, Ascomycota, Pichiomycetes, Serinales, Debaryomycetaceae. The transcript has a single exon. Gene Ontology annotation, molecular function: 3'-5'-DNA exonuclease activity. Gene Ontology annotation, cellular component: cytosol.
GUUCAAACGAGGUUUAGCGUUCUGUAGAAAAAUGUCAACAUGGAGACCAAGAUAUUACGACAUCGGUGUCAAUUUCUCUGAUGGGAUGUUCCAAGGGACGUACAAUGGCCAUUCAAAACAUCCAUGUGAUAUAAAUCAAGUGAUUGAUCGAGCACAUUUGUUCAAUGUGGAUAAAAUGUUGAUCACAGCUUCCAAUAUCCAAGAAAGUCAAAACCAUUUCACCUUGUGCGAGAAAUAUGCCAACAAUUUUGACUCUACUGCCGGUGUGCACCCAUGUACUGUUGCUGAGGAAUUCUACAUCAAGGAUAAUGACGAAUAUACAAACACUUUACGUGAUGAUGUGGAUGAAAAAUUAACAAGGUUGAAAAAUAUAGCAGAAGAAGGACACAAGUUAGGACAUGUCAAGGCGUUUGGAGAAAUUGGAUUAGAUUACGACAGAUUGCACUAUUCUAACAAAGUUCAACAAUGUGAGAUGUUCAAGAAGCAACUUGAAGUUCAUGCACAAUUGAAACAUUUGGAUUUACCCUUGUUUCUCCACAUGCGUGAUGCCUGUGAUGAUUUUGUGUCUAUAAUCAAGCCAUUCAUAGAGGCUGGUUCGAUAAGAAAAGGUAACGGUGUUGUGCAUUCAUUUACAGGUACUGAAGAAGAAUUAAAUAAGCUCUUAGGUUUGGGAUUCUAUAUUGGAAUAAAUGGAUGUUCAUUAAAGACAGAAGAGAAUGUUCAAGUUGCAUCCAAGAUCCCAAUUGAUAGAUUGCUCAUUGAAACAGAUGCUCCGUGGUGUGAAAUUAGAAAGAGCCAUGCUUCAUAUAAGUACAUCUCAUCAUAUCCAAACAAGUUCUAUCCAGAUAUCAAAACCACGGUACCAGAAGAACCACAAGAAGUUCAAGAUUCUAAAAAGUCCAAAAAGAAUGGUGGCCCAAUGUUUAAACUUGCGGAAAACUUACCCUUCCCAGCCAUAAAGAAAGAGCAUUAUGCUAAACACAGACAGUUUGUGCAAAGUUCAUUAGAAAACUUACCUAAUGCUGACAUAGAUACUAAAGUAGGCAUGUAUGCUCAUCCAAUGAUUGUAUCCCGUAAUGAACCAGUUAAUGUUGGACAUGUUGCUGAGAUUCUUUGUACUAUCCACGGUAUCAAACAAGAGAAGGAGAUUGAAAGCUUUAUAGAUUUAAUCUUUGAAAAUUCUUGUAAAUUGUUUAAAACGGGGUAAUAUUACAAUAUAAUACAUAAUUACAUAGACUUUUUCUAUAUAUUCUAGUGCCUGUGUCUUGUUGAUCUUCUGGGAGGUGAUGAAUUGUCAACGUCUGGCGUUGCCACUCUUCUCAAUCUCCGUUCAGGUAAUUCCAGUUCCAGCGAUGGUUGCUUUACUGGUGGUGGUGGCUUGGAGAUUUUGAACGUUCCUCUAGGUCUACCUCUUUUUCUUUGUCCUGGAGGUGGUAAUAGAACACUGACUGUCUUUCUCUUUCUAGGAGGUAGGCGAUAUUUAAGCUCACUAAACCCGUCAGAUUCUGAAUCAAAUUCAUCUUCAUAUUCAUCUUCUGGUUCCUCUGUUACUUUGAUAAGUCUGCUUGGUCUAGAACUUGGCCGUGGCUUAUUUAUGACUACAUCCUCAUCCUCCUCCUCCUCCUCCUCCUCUACCUCUGCUUCUACCUCUUCUUCUACCUCUUCUUCCUCUUCAUCCUCG